AUGGCGAACACGCCUCGAACGAAAGACGAUGAGCCUCACGUCGAUACUAUUGAGGCAGCGGCCGCGAAGGCGCCUGCACAAGAGCACCAGGCGUAUGGAACCGUGCAACUUCUUCAAGGCGGUUCAGUCGUUUUGAUUCCCACCCCAAGUCCUGAUCCUAAAGACCCUCUCAACCUUCCAACAUGGCACAAAUACCUCAUCAUUUUCAUCGUCGGUUCGUACUCGGCCAUCGCCGUCCUCGCAACAUCCGGUCUCGGUGCCGUGUUCCCCUCCGUGCUGAAGGAAUAUCCCCCCGAAGACGCCACGCGAGCAACAGACCUCCUUACAUAUCCAACGCUUUUCAUGGGGAUCGGCAACCUCUUCUCCAUGCCGCUCUGCGUGACCAUUGGAAGACGACCCGUCUUUCUCAUGUCGCUCGUUCUGCUCGUCUUGUCCGGGUUUUGGUGCGCCUUCUCGACGUCUCUCAGCAGCCACAUUGCAGGCCGCAACUUUUACAGCAUCGCCGCGGGCCAGAGCGAAGCGCUAGCGCCCUUCAUCAUUGAAGAGAUUCACUUCCUUCACGAGCGGAGUGCUAAGCUGUCUUGGUUCAUUGGCGUCCAGACGGUCGGGACGGCGGGCAUGUUCGUUGCGACGGCGUACAUUGUCCCGUCCUUGGGGCUCAAGUGGUGGUACCUCGUCAUUACCUUUAUCAACGCCGCGAUUCUCGUGUUGGCCUUUUUCUUUGCCGUUGAGACCAAAUAUGAUCGGCCAAACGAUGCCGAUAGGGGUGCUGUACAUUUGAAGCUGGACGAGGAAGGCAACGUCAACAGGACAGGCGACAAGGAGAAGGUCAUUCAGGUGUUGACACGAGAAAACCACGUUCUGCAACCAGAUGUCUUUGGAUCCCGAACCUGGCGCCACAAUCUGACAAUCUUCCACUUCAAACCCGAGUGGAAGCAGACCCUCAUCUUUUACAAAGAGACAAUGCAAUCGCUCUGGCUGCCUAACAUUGUCUGGAUGCUGUUGCUCAACGGCGCUUUCUUGGGCAUCUACAUUUAUCAGGCCUCAACGUUUGCCACCAUCCUCAUGGCGCCGCCGUACAGUUUCAAAUAUGACUGGCUGGGAUACGUCCAGCUCGUCCAGGUCAUUGACUGCGUCGUCAUGGUACCCCUGCUCGGCUACGGAUCCGAUAUGCUGGCACGGGCCAUGAGCAAUUGGAAGAAUGGGACUUUCCAGCCCGAAUACAGGCUCAUCAUCCUGAGCGUCCCGAUCCUGUCAGCCAUCAUCUCCUGCGUCUUUUACGGGCAAGCAGGCGCGCACCCGGACCAGUGGCACUGGAUGACGGUCGUGGCUCCCUACAACCUCGGCUACUUUGCCUUCCUCGGGGCAAACCUCAUUGGCAUCACCUACGCCAUUGACAGCUUCCCGAGCAAGGCCGGGCCGCUUCUCCUCGUGCUGUGCGCGGGCCGCGGCUUCAUCUCGUUUGGCCUCAGCUACUCCACGGUCCCGUUGAUCAACCUCAUUGGGUACAAUGGUGCCAUGAACAUUUUCGCCAUUAUUGCUGGUGUUUUGGGCGUUAUCACUGUUCCUGUGUACUUUUUCGGGCCGCGGGUCAGAAUGUGGGCUACGAGAAAGGUUUGGCCUGAGAUGGCCCAGUAA
Colletotrichum orchidophilum is the source of this 1638-nucleotide messenger RNA. RefSeq names its product major facilitator superfamily transporter. The record is from RefSeq and is a predicted model, not a curated record. The coding region runs from base 1 to 1638 and encodes 545 amino acids. The transcript has 4 exons. Gene Ontology annotation, molecular function: transmembrane transporter activity. Gene Ontology annotation, biological process: transmembrane transport. Lineage: Eukaryota; Fungi; Ascomycota; Sordariomycetes; Glomerellales; Glomerellaceae.